UUCGCCAGGCGGAACAAUCUGGACAACUACUGGGCUUGAUUCGUCUCGUCACCGGGGUGGGACGAAUCGUCGCUCGCGGGUGCAUCUAUCGACGGGAACCGCGGCGACGAAGCGAUCGUCUUCACGCCAGUCGAGCGUGCUGCACACCGGUCGUUCCGAGGGUAACAACUGACAAGAUGAAGAUGGCGGACGGACCCACGAUCCUGCGGAGAAACAGACCCGGAACGAAAGCAGAGGAUUUUAGUAGGUGGCCGGAUGAACCGUUCGAAGAGAUGGAUAGCACGCUGGCCGUGCAACAGUACAUUCAACAAAUGAUUAGAAGAGAUCCGUCUAAUAUCGAUUUGAUACUUAAUAUGCCAGAGGCCAAUGAUGAGGGCGUCUGGAAAUACGAACAUCUCAGGCAGUUCUGCAUGGAGCUCAACGGUUUGGCAGUUAGAUUACAAGAAGAGUGUCAUCCUGAGACUUGUACACAGAUGACAGCCACGGAACAGUGGAUAUUUUUAUGCGCCGCACAUAAAACUCCCAAGGAGUGUCCUGCAAUUGAUUACACGCGACACACACUGGAUGGAGCAGCUUGUCUACUUAACAGCAACAAAUAUUUUCCCAGCAGAAUCAGCAUCAAAGAAUCUUCAGUAGCAAAACUUGGCUCUGUCUGCCGUAGGGUUUACAGAAUAUUUUCUCACGCAUACUUCCAUCAUAGAACAAUAUUCGAUGAAUUUGAAAAUGAAACUUUCCUUUGCCGCAGGUUUACGGCAUUCGUGACGAAAUAUAAUCUGAUGUCAAAGGACAAUUUAAUAGUACCUAUUAUGGAAGGUGAAAGCGCAACAGAAAGUGAAGCAUAGGAUUUAACGUUGCGAUCGUUUUGCCCAAAGUCGAAUUACCAGAUUUAGU
This is a messenger RNA of Cyphomyrmex costatus, 891 nucleotides long. It is a transcript of the gene Mob4, whose product is annotated as MOB kinase activator 4. NCBI's taxonomy places the organism in Eukaryota, Metazoa, Arthropoda, Insecta, Hymenoptera, Formicidae. Bases 177 to 842 code for a protein of 221 amino acids. The record is from RefSeq and is a predicted model, not a curated record. The transcript has 4 exons.